AUGGCUGAAAGCCAAGACCUGCAGAAUGCAGAUGAAAAAGGAAGAGACAAAGUAGAAAGCUUUAAGGUCGGGGACCAGGUUUUAUUAAACUCUAAAAGCCUUCCUACAUAUGCAGCCUCUACUAUCUUUAGGACGAAGCUUCGUCCAUUGUUUAUCGGACUGUCUAAGGUUGUGGCUAAGCAGGGCCUAGCGUAUACGCUGAACGUUCCAAAACGGAUGCGCACCCAUUCGGUGUUUUACAUGGGCUUGCUCAAGCCGUAUCGGGAUCCGGCGCAAGUGAACGCGGAAGCAUUGGCGCCGGAGCGGAUCCCUCGGGCCCUCGGCCACCCAGAAGCUGACCCAGCAAUUGGCUUUGAGCACGGAGUGCAACAACCUCCAUUUCCAAUGGUGCCAAGCGCUCCACCGUCGCAUGCAGCGACCCAUUUGCCUGCUUUACGGCUAGGAGUCGCUCCGACAGAGUGCGGUUGUCCUCAAGGUGAUGCAGCCGGCGCACGACGUGCUUCAAAUCAUCAAGAGCGUCCGCACAGCGAUAUGCUACUUCAGCAUGACGCUCAGCGGAGAUCCGAUCACGAAGAACUUCGUCCUCAAGGGCUCGAAGAGCAUCACGAGUCACCGCCUGCCACCGACUCUUUUCGAUGA
Plasmopara halstedii is the source of this 639-nucleotide messenger RNA. RefSeq names its product FOG: Transposon-encoded proteins with TYA, reverse transcriptase, integrase domains in various combinations. The transcript has a single exon. The coding region runs from base 1 to 639 and encodes 212 amino acids. The record is from RefSeq and is a predicted model, not a curated record. NCBI's taxonomy places the organism in Eukaryota, Oomycota, Peronosporomycetes, Peronosporales, Peronosporaceae.